AUGGCUGAAGUCGAGAAGGAGACCGGCCAGGUGGCCCAGCCUGAGGCCCAGCACCACAACUUCGUCGGCCUCGCCACGGCCCGCGAUCUCGAGCAAAUCGAGGCCCCCGUCACCUGGAAGGCCUACGCCAUCUGCGCGUUUGCCUCCUUUGGCGGUAUCUUCUUCGGCUACGACUCUGGCUACAUCAACGGCACCACCGGCAUCCAGGAGUUCAUCAACAUCAUGGAGGGCCCCGGCGUCAAGGCCCUCCCCUCCAGCCACCAGUCUCUGAUCGUCUCUAUCCUGUCCUGCGGUACCUUCUUCGGUGCCAUCAUCUCCGGCGACCUGGCUGAUUGGUACGGCCGCAAAUGGGUUGUCGUCAGCGGCUGCUUGAUCUACCUCAUUGGUGUCAUUGUCCAGAUGAUCCCCGGCCCCGGCAUCCACGACCCCCGUGGCGUGUUCGUCGCUGGCCGUCUGAUUGCUGGUAUCGGUGUCGGCUUCGUCUCGGCCAUUGUCAUUCUGUACAUGUCCGAGAUCUCGCCCCGCAAGGUCCGCGGUGCCCUCGUGUCUGGCUACCAGUUCUGCAUCACCAUUGGUCUGCUGCUGGCCUCGGUCGUCUGCUACGCCGUCCAGGACCGCACCAACACGGGCGCCUACCGCAUCCCCAUUGCCAUUCAGUUUGCCUGGGCCCUGAUCCUGGCCGGUGGUCUGAUCCUGCUGCCCGACUCGCCCCGCUACUUUGUCAAGAAGGGCCGUCUCGACGACGCCGCCAAGUCGCUGUCGCGCCUCCGCGGCCAGCCCGAGGGCUCCGACUACAUCCAGAUGGAGCUCUCGGAGAUUGUCGCCAACGAGGAGUACGAGCGCGCUCUGAUCCCCUCCACCACCUGGUUCGGCUCGUGGGCCAACUGCUUCAAGGGCUCGCUGUGGACCGGCAAGUCCAACCUGCGCCGCACCAUCCUCGGCACCUCGCUCCAAAUGAUGCAACAAUGGACUGGUAUCAAUUUUAUCUUCUACUACUCGACGCCGUUCCUCAAGUCCACGGGCGCCAUCUCCAACACGUUCUUGAUCUCGCUCAUCUUCAACCUGAUCAACGUGGUGUCCACGCCGCUGUCCUUCUUCACCAUUGAGCGCUUCGGCCGCCGGCCCAUCCUCGUGUACGGUGCUCUGUCCAUGCUGAUUUGCGAGUUCAUCGUCGGCAUCAUCGGUGUCACCGUCGGCUUCAACAAGACGCACCCCGCGCCGACGGCCGACGACCCGACCAACACCCUGGCCAACAACGUCUCCGCCGUCAACGCCCAGAUUGCCUUUAUCUGCAUCUACAUCUUCUCCUUUGCCUCCACCUGGGGCCCGGCUGCCUGGGUCGUCAUUGGCGAGAUCUUCCCGCUGCCCGUGCGCUCGCGUGGUGUCGCGCUGUCGACCGCCUCGAACUGGCUGUGGAACACCAUCAUCUCUGUCAUCACGCCCUACAUGGUCGGCGAGGACAAGGGCAACCUCAAGUCGUCCGUCUUCUUCAUCUGGGGCGGCCUCUGCACGGCUGCGUUUGUGUACGCCUACUUCCUGGUGUCCGAGACCAAGGGCCUGACGCUCGAGCAGGUCGACAAGAUGAUGGAGGAGACCACCCCGCGCACGUCGGGCAAGUGGAAGCCGUCCACCACCUUUGCCGCUGACCUGGCCGACAACAACCUCGUUGGUGUCAAGAACGACAACAUUGCCUAA
Molecule: messenger RNA, 1695 nt
Organism: Sporothrix brasiliensis 5110
Lineage: Eukaryota; Fungi; Ascomycota; Sordariomycetes; Ophiostomatales; Ophiostomataceae
Exons: 2
Coding region: 1-1695 (564 amino acids)
Biological process (GO): carbohydrate transport; transmembrane transport
Cellular component (GO): membrane
Molecular function (GO): carbohydrate:proton symporter activity
Source: RefSeq, a predicted model, not a curated record